AGAAGAAAUGCAAAGCAUCACAAACAGGAAACGCAAAGAUUGUCUUAAGUUUUGUGCUGAGUACUCAGGUCGGGUGAAAACACUUGUUUCUCUCUAGACUUAUUUUCCAUCAAAUGUUGCUGUUGACCCACAAUGACGACGUCCCAGAAACACAGACGAUUCUGCUGUGAGCCAAUGGGGGACAAACUCGUAUAUGAUCUUCCUGGAAUUGGACCUGUGCUGGGUGGACGCCUGCAGAACAAGGGUCUAAUAAGAGCACGGGACGUCCUGGGACGAUUUCUAAUUUUGAACAAGGAUGAGUGGAAGUUUAAGAGCUGGCUAAGAGACUCAUGUGGGGCAAACGCAAAGCAGCAGAGAGACUGUUACAACUGUCUGAGAGAAUGGACUAGCAAUAAUCUGUGAAGAGGUUUAUCUAAUAAUUAAUACUGCAUAUGUUUCAUCUUUCUGUUUACAUUCAAUAUACUGUUAGCUAGCAAACCCUCAUUGUUUUAUCUAGUAUUUUACAUCUUUUUUUAAUGUUGUUAAUUGCUUGAUUCAGAUUUUCUGAUGAACGUUUUUUCAGGGAAACCCACUGAUAAAGUAGUUACGGAAAGGUCUUGUAUGGAGCCAGAUUAGUGUCAAAAAUAACACAUUUACAAAAUAUAAUUCAUACAUCCACAGCACAAUUCACAUAAUCCAAUUAGUAAAUUCAAAACACAAAUUGUGUAUUUAUGAACUGUGUUUUGAAUUUCCAAAUUGUGUUUUGAAUUUCCAAAUUGGAUGUGUAUUUAUCGUCCUGUAUUUAUUGUACCUCUCAACAUUGGGAUGUGAAAAUAAGGGAUAACCCCCUUUGUUCAAAAAAAAAACUGACUAAGAUCGAGAAUGUUUAGAUGUUGUUAUUAUUAUUAUGUGUAUAUGUCUGUUCAAACACGCACCUAAAACCCAAUGUCCACUUUCGCUUCUUUUCAAAUCACAUGUACAGAGUCUGUUUGCAUUACAGAAUCCACCGCUACAUGAACUGACUGUUUUAAGGAUUGCAUAGGAGGGGCGACUGUAAUGGAAAGGAAGGAAAUUCUGUCGUCUUUAUAUUUAUUUCAAGGUGUUUUCAUGCCUAAAAAAAUAAAAGCACAGAACAGAUUUACAUUUAAGAGCAAGUGGUGUCCCCUGGUGGUUCGGCGGUAUGGGUUGCGUGUAGGGAGGAUUGACUUUUUAAUAUUUAUGCCCACCCUUCAUAUAAAGAUUAAAAAUACAGGAGAACUAUGGAAAAAUAUGUUUACAGCAUAAUAACGGGAUAGAAUUGUAAAAUACGGGAGAAUCCCGGAAAAAAAAAUGGGAGGGUUGACAGGUGUGGUAUUUAUUAAUUGCGUUUUGAAUUUAAGAAUUGGAUUUGUGUGUUUAUGUGUUUUGAAUUUACAAAUUUUGUUUUGUAAACAUGUUAUUUUUGAGACAGAUCUGGCUCCAUAGGCCUUGAACCACAUUAUAGUUCCAUAUCACUACUCAAUCUCAUAUCA
Danio aesculapii is the source of this 1490-nucleotide messenger RNA. RefSeq names its product barrier-to-autointegration factor. Gene Ontology annotation, molecular function: DNA binding. Lineage: Eukaryota; Metazoa; Chordata; Actinopteri; Cypriniformes; Danionidae. The transcript is spliced from 2 exons. Bases 133 to 402 code for a protein of 89 amino acids. The record is from RefSeq and is a predicted model, not a curated record.